Saccostrea cuccullata (small rock oyster) is the source of this 1452-nucleotide messenger RNA. RefSeq names its product ubiquinone biosynthesis protein COQ4 homolog, mitochondrial-like. Gene Ontology annotation, cellular component: mitochondrion; mitochondrial inner membrane. Bases 1 to 882 code for a protein of 293 amino acids. NCBI's taxonomy places the organism in Eukaryota, Metazoa, Mollusca, Bivalvia, Ostreida, Ostreidae. The transcript has 6 exons. The record is from RefSeq and is a predicted model, not a curated record. Gene Ontology annotation, biological process: ubiquinone biosynthetic process.
AUGAGUGGAACCCAUUUACGGAAGUGUCUAACUUUCUCACGAUAUUGCCUGUUAAGACAGAACAGAACAAGGAUUCGUUUAAGUCUAUUCACUAGGACUCUGACAACGGAGAACCAAGAAGAAGGCAAUGAUGACCGGAUGUAUGUAGAUGGAAAUGGUCAGCUGAGAUUGCGCAAACUGGAAUACGAUGAACUCUACCCGGGGCACAUUCCAACGUCUAAUCUACAGAAAGUGCUUCUAUCUAUUGGGUCAGCGGGAAUGUCCCUACUGGAUCCAAGUAGAGAUGAUAUGAUUGCCACACUUGGUGAAACUACAGGAACAUGGGCUCUUCGUUCUAUCAAACAGAAAAUGGAGGCAGAUCCAACUGGUCAAAGGAUUCUUCAGGAACAGCCACUCAUUAAUACAAACACAGUAUCCAUUGACUACCUUGGGAGUUUACCUGAGGGAACUUUUGGGAAAAAAUAUUGGCAUUUCCUCAGCAAAAAUGGUUUUUCUCCAGAUGCUAGAUUACCGAUUCAUUUUGUGGAUGACCCAGAGCUGAAGUAUGUCAUGUUAAGAUAUCGACAGGUUCAUGACCUCUUCCACUCCAUUCUAGGGAUGCCCCCUCAUAUGCUUGGAGAAGUGGCAGUCAAGUGGGUGGAAGCCCUACAGACCGGCCUACCCAUGUGUGUUCUGGGAGCUUUGUUUGGGCCACUCAGAUUAGGUCCAAAGCACACAAAGAAAUAUCUUGAUACUUACCUCCCUUGGGCAAUAAGAAAUGGGCAGAAUGCCAAGUUCCUGAUGGCGGUUUACUGGGAGGAGCACUGGGAAGAUAAUCUGGAGGAAUUCCGACAGCAGCUAAAUAUAGAACCUCCUCCAAUAACCGCCACAAACAACCCUUAAAAAUGUCGCCAGCAGCUAAAUAUAGAACCCCCUCCAAUAACCGCCACAAACAACCCUUAAAAAUGUCACCAGCAGCUAAAUAUAGAACCCCCUCCAAUAACCGCCACAAACAACCCUUAAAAAUGUCACCAGCAGCUAAAUAUAGAACCCCCUCCAAUAACCGCCACAAACAACCCUUAAAAAUGUCGCCAGCAGCUAAAUAUAGAACCCCCUCCGAUAACCGCCACAAACAACCCUUAAAAAUGUCGCCAGCAGCUAAAUAUAGAACCCCCUCCAAUAACCGCCACAAACAACCCUUAAAAAUGUCGCCAGCAGCUAAAUAUAGAACCCCCUCCAAUAACCGCCACAAACAACCCUUAAAAAUGUCACCAGCAGCUAAAUAUAGAACCCCCUCCAAUAAUCACCACAAACAACCCUUAAAAAUGUCACCAGCAGCUAAAUAUAGAACCCCCUCCAAUAACCGCCACAAACAACCCUUAAAAAUGUCGCCAGUGUUGAUAAAUAAAGGCCUGAAGUUACAAAUUACAGCCAACAGAAAACUUUUCCCACAUUAAUCAAUCAUAGACUGUU